CCCCACUACCGUCCCAGCAGCUGCGGCGGGGGUGGGGCAGUCGGCCGUCACCGCACGCACACCCCAGUCGCCCAGCUGCCGGCGACCGACGUAUGACGUCACUCCGCGGGCACUCCGACCGAUGACUGGUCACACAGCCGUCCGUGACGUCAGCAUGACGGUGUUCCACGUCGCUGCGGCUGGCGUGGCGGCGACUGGAGCGUGCCGGCUGGUGUGAGGGCCGCUCCGUUCCGUCAGCCGGCCAGUAGCGCCGGAGGCCGCUCCGAGAGAGGUGGGGAGUGGGACGGUACCCACUGCUGUGCCGGACGGCGGAGUGAAAGCGACGGGCCGAGGUCCGGCCUGUGCUGGCGCAGAGACGAUAACUUAUCGCGAGCACUGAGUGGGAAAGAGCCGUGGUUUGCGAAACUGCUCUCCGGUAUUCUGUCUCGCUUUGACCACCCGCAGUGCACAGAGAAGUGUUCUUAGUGUGUCGUUUAUAGGUGCGUUCGGUGUUGGCUGCUGAUCUGCAAGCUUCGCUUGUGGUCUGUUGACCCUGAACUCUUUCUGGAGCUUGUUCACAUCGCGGGGAAUUAGACCCCGUUCAGCCGGGGUCGCAGACGUCCCCUACCAGUCCUACCUCGCCCGACUACAGAGUCAUGGCGGACUCGGACGAGUACGACUCCUAUGAUUACAUCUUCAAAGUUGUGCUGGUGGGCGACUCGGGCGUCGGCAAGAGCAACCUGUUCUCCCGCUUCACAAGGAACACGUUCAGGCUGCAGACGCUGCCCACCAUCGGCCUCGACUUCGACGCCAAGAACAUGGUGAUCGACUCGAGGACAAUACGGACUCAAAUCUGGGACACCGCCGGCCAGGAGCGGUUCAAGGCCCUCGCCUCCACGUACUACCGCGGCGCGCUAGGCGCCCUGCUGGUGUAUGACGUCACUGAACGGGACACGUUCCGCGACCUGGAGCGGCUAUGGCUGCAGGAGCUGCGGCUGCACGCCUGCGACGAGAUCGCCGUCAUUCUUGUUGGGAACAAGGCUGACCUGCGCCACCUUCGUACCGUUUCGGUGGAGGAGGGACGCGCCUUCGCAGAGAGACACGGACUCGGCUUCGUCGAAACGUCGGCGCUCGACUCGACCAACGUGGAUGCCGCGUUCGAGAACAUUGUCACAGAGAUUUACCGCCGAGUCAGUCAGCGCUCUAUAAAGGACUACCACACGGAGGACGGCCUGCCGGGUGACACCCGACCCAUGACCCUGCUGAGAGCGCUCUCCCAGUCACAGCAGCCGGAGCCUCACAAACCCGGCACAAACAUGCGCAAGUGCUGCCAGCUGUGACGAACCGUCGAACUAGUAGUGUCGGCUGCCGCCGCUGGAGGCGCUGCCGGCGGUCACGGGACUGGGAGAACUGUGAUGUGGGGUGGGUAUAGACAAUGGAGGAGAACUGUUUGACAGGGUUCAUGGUGUGUAUUUUUCACAGUGGUGUGCCAUUGAAUGCAUGCACCAAGAGACUGCGAGACUGUUGAAGGAAAGGACGUGUACUUAACUACCUACGGUGUAAAUAUGUGAAUGACGAGAUAGUGAUGAUCAAACAGAAAACUCCAAUAAUUUUGUAGUCAUUCCAGAGCUUUAUGUGUGCUAGGCGUUCCAACCUGGGACAGUUGACAGUCGCAAGUAGUGGUGCAUAUUGCACUCCAUAACUAAUGUAUAUAACCGUGUGCUCUCUUAGAAGUGUUGCCAGAUUUGUGUGGUUGGUCACGUGAUGUGCAACAUGCGAGCAAGGUGUAAUACAUAAUACUCAUUUGGUAAA
Molecule: messenger RNA, 1791 nt
Organism: Amphibalanus amphitrite
Lineage: Eukaryota; Metazoa; Arthropoda; Thecostraca; Balanomorpha; Balanidae
Product: ras-related protein Rab-11B-like
Exons: 6
Coding region: 636-1319 (227 amino acids)
Cellular component (GO): endosome
Molecular function (GO): GTP binding; GTPase activity
Source: RefSeq, a predicted model, not a curated record